Kogia breviceps (pygmy sperm whale) is the source of this 1635-nucleotide messenger RNA. NCBI's taxonomy places the organism in Eukaryota, Metazoa, Chordata, Mammalia, Artiodactyla, Physeteridae. The record is from RefSeq and is a predicted model, not a curated record.
GGUUUUGGGGCCACAGACUGAAGCCAGAGAGACGGGGCCCGAUGGGUCCCCGAGUGUCCUCGGAGAGUAGGGAGUCAGUCCUGGGAUUCAGGUGUGCACCUCGCUAGACCGGUCCCUGCCCUGGGAGGCGGAGCCGAGCGGGGAGGGCCCCUCCUCUUCCUGGGUAGGUGUCGGCAGCUCCAGGGGCGCCGGAACGGACCAGGCUCGGGGUCGCAAUGAAUAACCCUAUACCUUCCAAUUUGAAAUCUGAAGCAAAAAAGGCUGCUAAAAUUCUAAGAGAAUUCACAGAAAUAACUUCCAGAAAUGGACCUGAUAAGAUCAUUCCUGGUAGCACACGUCAUUGCCAAAGCCAAGGGCCUGGCGGUCCUGUCUGUGGUGAGAGCCGGGUUUCUGGUCACCGCACGAGGUGGUGGUGGGAUCGUGCUGGCGCGCCUUCCAGGUGGAAAAUGGUCUGCACCUUCGGCCAUCGGGAUAGCUGGGCUUGGUGGAGGAUUUGAACUAGGAAUAGAGGUCUCGGAUUUGGUAAUAAUUUUGAACUAUCACAGAGCGGUAGAAGCUUUUGCAAAAGGUGGUAACCUAACACUGGGAGGGAAUUUGACUGUGGCAGUUGGGCCCUUGGGAAGGAAUUUAGAAGGAGAUGUCUCCCUAAGAAGCUCAGCUGCUGUCUUUACUUACUGCAAGUCAAGAGGCCUCUUCGCUGGCCUAUCUUUAGAAGGUAGCUGUUUGAUUGAGAGGAAAGAAACUAACCGAAAAUUUUAUUGUCAAGACAUUCGAGCUUAUGACAUUUUAUUUGGAGAUAUACCACGGCCUGCUGAAGCAGAAGAUCUUUAUGAAAUUCUCAAUUCUUUCACUGAAAAGUAUCAAAACGAAGGACAACGAAUCAAUGCAAGAAAAGCAGCACGGGAGAAGAAGAAGGGUUCUGCUAAAGAAUUGCCUUCAAAACCAUUGUCAAGACCACAGCAAUCGUCUGCACAAGUACAGCUGAAUUCUGGCUCUCGAAGUAACAGAAAUGAAUAUAAUCUCUAUCCUGAACUUUCCAGCUACCGUGAGAGAGUUGGCAAUUUGAACCAACCUAUAGAAGUGACAGCGCUAUAUUCUUUUGAAGGACAACAGCCAGGAGAUUUGAAUUUUCAAGCUGGAGACAGAAUCACAGUAAUAUCAAAAACAGAUUCACAUUUUGAUUGGUGGGAAGGAAACCUUCGAGGUCAAACUGGCAUUUUUCCAGCCAACUAUGUUACCAUGAAUUAAAGUUUAUAUUAUUUUCUUCUUUGAGAAUUACAAAAAAAUUACUACUACACUGGCAGGAUUUACUAUUCAGUUAAACAAUGUUUAGUAUAAGUUUAAAAACACUUCUGUUUGUUCCAUAAACUUUUAUCCAGUAUAUAAAAGAUUUUGUUUAUAUAUAUAGAUAUAUAUAUAUAUCUUUAAAUACUUUCCACUGAUUUUUAUCACAUAUACUAUUUAAUAGUUUAAUAUCCUCCAAUUUAUAUGGUCACAUUUCUUUUGUGUUCAUUUUCAAACAUCACUAAACAUUUGAUUUGGCUAGUAUAUGAUGACUUAAUUUUAUCUGGAGAAUCUUAAGGAUAGGGGCAUGAAUACCAAUUUAUAUAUUUGCAAAGUGACUACAAAAGAAUA